GAUAUAGACAUACACAGAAAAGGAAAGGAUGACCUACAGAUGAAUAGCUUUCCAGUUCUUCUUAACCAGGACUUAGAAAGUAACGAUUUUGAAAUGCUAAAAGAAGUACUUCAAACUAGGAAUUUAAACCUUAUAAAAAAGACUGUAUUAAGGAUGCCCCUGCACACUGUUAUUCCAUUGUUGCAAGAGCUUACAAAGAGGCUACAAGGACAUCCUAAUAGUGCUGUGCUAAUGGUUCAGUGGCUAAAAUGUGUCUUAACAGUUCAUGCAGCAUACCUGUCCACAUUGCCUGACCUGGUACCCCAGCUGGGGACACUCUAACAGUUAAUGGAAAGCAGAGUCAAAACUUUUCAGAAUCUUCAUGGAAAGCUUAUUCUUCUAAUUACACAAGUAACAGCAUCAGAGAAAACAAAGGAAACAACUUCCCCUGAACAGAAGGCAAAGUUGGUGUAUGAAGAAGAAUCUUCUGAAGAGGAGUCUGAUGAUGAAAUAGCAGAUAAGGAUUCUGAUGAUAAUUGGGAUGAAGAUGAGGAGGAGAGUGAAAGUGAAAAAGAUGAGGAUGAUGCUGAAGAGGAAGAUGAGGAUGCUGAAGGAAAAGAUGAAGAAAAUGGUGAGGACAGAGAUAGAGCAAGUGAAAAAGAAUUAAAUGGAGAUUCUGACUUAGAUCCUGAAAAUGAAAGUGAAGAAGAAUGAAGACAGCAAAGCAAGCCAGUCAAACUAUAUAAACUCUGGCUCCCCUUGCCCAGUGGUGAGGGUUGCCUCUGUGCCAGGAUGCCAAGGACCGCUGCGCAUUUCCAAAUUCACAGCAGUGGAUUCCAUGCCAUCUUACUGUCCUGAGCACCCCAGACUUAACUGUGUAAAUAAGAGUGUUUCAUUGAAAUGUUAAUAAACUUUACACAGUAUA
Callithrix jacchus (white-tufted-ear marmoset) is the source of this 904-nucleotide messenger RNA. NCBI's taxonomy places the organism in Eukaryota, Metazoa, Chordata, Mammalia, Primates, Cebidae. The record is from RefSeq and is a predicted model, not a curated record.